Molecule: messenger RNA, 726 nt
Organism: Carassius auratus (goldfish)
Lineage: Eukaryota; Metazoa; Chordata; Actinopteri; Cypriniformes; Cyprinidae
Exons: 7
Coding region: 43-726 (227 amino acids)
Source: RefSeq, a predicted model, not a curated record
UAUGCAUCCGUUAACCGCUGGAAUUAUUAAUUUAGGGUGAUAAUGGCAGCUGUGAGUCUGACGGAUCCGCUUUGCAAACCUAGCUCUUACAGCCCACAUUUCAAAGUUGAGGUGUGCGUGAAGAAGCCAUUGAUGCCCGUCCACCUGAGCAGUGAGCAGGUGGCUCUGGAGAUGCUGUGUCUCUGCAGCCAGUUGGACCUACUGAUCAGAGCUCAGGUCCAUCAGUUUCAGGAGCAGCUCAAACAGGACACAAGUCCUGAAGAGUCUAAGUGUUUUCAAAAACAAGGGGCAGAGAUAAUAUAUCAGAUGAACCAGUGCCUUGAACAUCUCAACGAACCUGUGCUUCAGCUUGAGGAGUAUUUGGAUGUUGUAGGAUUAUCUGCUCUGUUCCCUCGAGUUGAAGUUUAUAUGAUACACGGCAGCCCUAUUGACAUGUUGGAAAGACCGCCUUCAGAUGCUUAUUUUCCUCAUAUUGGGAGGCUGAAUCAGCUGCUGGUUCUCAGUCAGCAGUUAGAUGAAGAUGUGAAGCACCUGGGCAGUCAUAAGUACAUCGCACAUCAGCUAUCAGCAAUUUAUCAAGUCCUAAACUCUCUCAAAGAUAUUUUGCCAUUGUCCAUCAUAAGAAAGGAUAUUGAGGCUAAUUUCAAGCAGCUGAAGAAGUCUCUUACGAUAGAGGAGGGGUCUAAGCUGGAUCCUCAGUUGCCAGCAGAUCGCGUGAGCUGGUGA